GAAGCCUUAACUUUGGGGGAAAUCAAAUAGGGGAUACCUUUUUCCAUGCGAUAGUGGAUUGUAGUAUGUUGAAGAGAUUGAAUGUCUAUGAUGCUAUGCUUGGUACUGGUGUUCAGGAGAUACCAAUAAAUCAUGAUCAAUUGCGUUAUCUUGAACUAAAUAAGUGCCGAAUGAUGCGUGUGUCCAUCAGGUGCCCGCAACUCGUAAAUUUGUCCUUGAAACGUAGUACCAUGGGACAGGCGGUGCUUAAUUGUCCCCUUUUGACUCUCCUUGAUAUAGCUGCUUGCCACAAGCUUUCUGAUGCAGCCAUUCGCUUAGCGGUUACUUCAUGCCCUCAACUAGAGUCUUUAGAUAUGUCAAAUUGUUCAUGUGUGAGUGAUGAAACUCUUCGUGAAAUAGCCCUCAGUUGUGCAAAUCUUUGUAUUCUCAAUUCUUCAUACUGCCCAAAUAUAUCGCUUGAGUCUGUAAGGCUCCCCAUGUUAACAGAUCUUAAGCUUCACAGCUGUGAGGGUAUCACAUCAGCUUCAAUGGCUGCAAUAUCUCAUAGUUAUAAGUUGGAGGUUCUGGAGCUUGAUAAUUGUAAAUUUUUGACUUCUGUAUCUUUGGAUCUUCCUCGUUUGCAGAAUAUAAGACUUGUACAUUGUCGGAAAUGUGUUGAAUUGAAUUUGCGGACUAUCAUGCUAUCAUCUAUAACUGUGUCAAAUUGUGCUGCUCUCAACCUCAUAAACGUUACAUCAGACUCUCUUCAAAAAUUAUCAUUGCAAAAGCAGGAGAACUUGACAACAUUGGUGUUGAAUUGCCUGAGUCUGCAAGAAGUUGACCUUACAGAUUGUGAAUCAUUAACAAAUUCUAUCUGUGAAGUGUUCAGUGAUGGUGGUGGUUGCCCCGUGUUAAAGUCUUUAGUUCUUGAUAAUUGUGAGGGCUUGACAACAGUGCAGUUCUGUAGUACAUCUUUAGUCAGUCUCUCUCGUGGUUGCCGUGCUAUCACAUCUCUUGAAUUAAAAUGCCCCAAUCUUGAGAAAAUUUGUUUAGAUGGUUGUGAUCAUCUUGAAAGAGCAUCAUUUUGUCCAGUUGCUCUCCAAUUGCUCAAUCUGGGUAUAUGCCCUAAGUUGAACUCACUUGUUAUUGAAGCAUCAAGUAUGUCGGUGCUUGAGUUGAAAGGAUGUGGUGUAUUGUCAGAAGCAUCCAUUAACUGUCCUCUUUUGACAUCCCUUGAUGCUUCUUUUUGCAGCCAACUUAAGGAUGAUUGCCUGUCUGCAACUACCACUUCUUGCCCACUGAUUGAAUCUUUAAUACUUAUGUCAUGCCCAUCUAUUGGUUCUGAUGGGCUUUACUCAUUGCAAUCACUUUCAAAUUUGACUAUGCUUGAUUUAUCAUACACUUUCUUGAUGGAUUUGGAGCCAGUUUUCGAGUCUUGUUCACAACUGAAGGUGUUGAAACUGCAAGCAUGCAAGUAUCUCAGUGACAUGUCAUUGGAGCCUCUUUAUAAGAAAGCUUCACUUCCAGCUCUUCAGGAAUUGGACUUGUCUUAUGGGACUCUUUGCCAGUCAGCUAUCGAGGAGCUUCUUGCAUACUGUACACACCUCACCCAUGUUAGCUUGAAUGGUUGUGUAAAUAUGCAUGAUCUGAAUUGGGGUUCUAGUGGUGAUCAUCUUGUGGAAUCAACUGUAUAUAGCUCAUACCGGAUGUUUUCUCAUAAGAACGUCUAUGACUCAAUGGAGUUUCCUGAGCGUUUACUACAAAACCUCAACUGUGUAGGUUGUCCAAAUAUCAGGAAAGUUCUCAUUCCAUCCCAGGCACACUGUUUCCAUUUGUUAUCAUUGAACCUUUCCCUGUCUGCCAACUUGAAGGAAGUUGAUGUUGCAUGUUUCAGUUUGUGCAUUCUCAAUUUGAGCAACUGUUGCUCAUUGGAAACAUUGAAGCUUGCUUGUCCAAAAUUAACAAGUCUGUUUCUUCAGUCGUGUAACAUGAAUGAAGCAGCAGUUGAAAUUGCCAUAUCUCAAUGUAGCAUACUUGAGACUCUGGAUGUACGCUUUUGCCCAAAGAUAUGUUCAACGAGUAUGGGGAGGUUACGAUCAGCAUGCCCUAGUUUGAAGCGCAUCUUCAGCAGCCUGACACCUUCAUAAAGACAAGAUAAUUGGAAAUUUUUGAUUGCUUUAGCAUUUUCCAGGCCAGUGGGAUUUAUUUCAUUGAGGUGGUGGCAAGUGGCUUGUUAUGUUUGCCAGGAUCUAGUAUGUGUGAUAUUGUAAAUGGUAUGAUAUUUUCUGUUGCUGUCUUUGAUUUUAUUAUUUGUACCAGAUGUGGCUGUCCUUGUGUAUUUAACACAAAUAAAUGUUAUUCUAUGUUCAUUAUUUGUAAGUUAUCAUUACUAGUUUUCUUCUU
Molecule: messenger RNA, 2382 nt
Organism: Mangifera indica (mango)
Lineage: Eukaryota; Viridiplantae; Streptophyta; Magnoliopsida; Sapindales; Anacardiaceae
Product: F-box/LRR-repeat protein 15-like
Source: RefSeq, a predicted model, not a curated record